AGAGAGAGAGAGAGAGAGAGAGAGAGAGAGAGAGAGCGCUGCGGAUUAAGACGUUUUUCUGUGUGAGCGGGUUCUUGCUUGAAGCCAUCUAUCUGCAGAGUCAUUUCAAGAAAAAGAGGAAGCGGCGGGGUCACUUUUCGAGCGCAUCCAACACUAUCUCCAAGCUGCGUUUCACUGAUGGACACCAACCGGUGAAGACAUGUUGCUAAAUAUCUCUCUUUGAUCUCGAUUAGUCUGCCUGAGAGUUACCGUGAAGUCGACUGGAAAUUAACUAUACAGAUGCACCUUUGUCUCAGAGCAUUUAUGAUAAGUAUCGACGCUUCUCCUCCUUUCCCAUUCACGUGAGAAGUUUGACCGGAGCUGGCUGAAGGGAGGCUGUGUUUCCGAUUGGCUGUUUAAUCUGUGUAGCUCAAGCAUCUGGACCACUGUUUCUCAGCACAUUGAGGGUUGCAUGCAUCAGUGCCAAGAAAUUGCAUUACAUGGGAGACUUCUGCUAAGGAGACACAGAGACAUUACUGAAAGAUGGAGGUGGGAGCUGAGCAAGGAUGCACACAGGGAAACGGACGCAGUGACGCCGUGGCCAGAGAACCGCGCACCACUCCCUGCAACAGCUUGAAGAUGUUUCUGGUAGCUUUGUCCUUUGCCUAUUUUUCAAAGGCUCUGUCGGGGAGCUACAUGAAGAGCACAAUAACUCAGCUGGAGAGGCGCUUUGACAUCCCCAGUUACCUAAUAGGUGUCAUUGACGGGAGCUUCGAGAUGGGUAACCUGUUGGUGAUAGCUUUCGUCAGUUACUUUGGGGCCAAGCUCCAUCGGCCAAAGAUCAUUGCAGUAGGUUGUGUACUGAUGUCCAUUGGCACCUUCAUCAUCGCUCUGCCUCACUUCAUCAUCGGACGCUAUGAAUUUGAAACAUCACUACGGUGGGUAGUGAACUCAACACUUAACCCCUCUCCUUGUCCGUUGGGCUCCCCAGCAGACCUGACCCAACAUGGUAAACUGCCUCAAGUGCCCGCAACAGGUUGUGAAGGCGACUCCAACCUGUCAAUGUGGAUUUAUGUGCUCCUGGGAAAUGUCUUGCGGGGGAUAGGAGAGACGCCUGUUCAGCCACUCGGGAUCUCUUAUAUAGAUGAUUAUGCUAGUGAGGAAAAUGCUGCGCUUUAUGUUGGCUGUGUGCAGACCAUUUCAGUGGUUGGACCUGUGUUUGGCUACCUGUUAGGCUCCCUUUGUGCCAAAAUAUAUGUGGACAUUGGAUUUGUAAAAAUGGAAACUAUCACCAUCACCCCAGCAGAUGCCCGCUGGGUGGGAGCCUGGUGGUUGGGCUACCUCAUAGCUGGGGUCAUCACCCUACUCUCUGCCAUCCCAUUCUGGUUCCUGCCCCGCUCUCUGCCAAUACCAGAUCCCCAGGGCCCAGAAGAGUGCACACCAGAGCAGACACGCUUUAUUAAAGACCCUCCUCUUUUGAAGCACAAGUAUCCUGCAGACGAAAAUACAACUUUCAUAGAGAUGGCCAAAGACUUUAUUCCAACCCUUCGAACUCUGCUGGGACACCCUGUGUAUUUGAUAUACCUAUGUGUGACAAUCAUCCAGCUGAACUCUCUCAUCGGCAUGGUCACCUACAAGCCUAAAUACAUUGAGCAGCACUUCAGGCAGUCUGCCUCAAAGGCCAACUUCCUCAUGGGUGUGAUCAAUAUCCCAGCUGUGGCACUGGGGAUGUUUUCUGGAGGUCUACUGAUGAAGAGGCUGAAGCUGAACAUCAUGGGAGCAGCCAGGUUUGCCUUCGGAACAUCUCUGAUUGGUUACAUCCUGUCACUGUUCUUCUUCGCAAUUAGCUGUGAGAAUGCGAAGGUAGCGGGGGUGACACUUUCAUACAACAGCAUGGAUAGGAUAUCUUAUGAUACACACUCAUUGUUCACAACAUGCAACUCAGACUGUUUUUGUUCAGCAAGUGACUGGGACCCAGUCUGUGGAGAGAAUGGCAUCACAUAUGUUUCUCCCUGUCUUGCUGGCUGCACCAGCUCUUCUGGCUCAGGGAAAAACACAGUCUUCUCUAACUGUAGCUGUGUCGGUGUGGCUGGUAACUUUACGGCCAGUACCGGUCAGUGUCUUCAUAAGGACGACUGUGACAGGAUGUUCCCGUACUUUUUGGCUCUCUCUGUCAUCACUUCCUUUAUCAUCUCCCUUGGGGGCACACCAGGCUACAUGUUUCUCAUCAGGUGCAUCAAACCACAGCUGAAAUCUUUGGCAUUGGGUUUCCAUGCUCUGUCAACACGUACCCUCGCAGGGAUACCAGCACCCAUCUACUUUGGAGCAAUCAUUGACACCACAUGUCUAAAAUGGGGUCAGAAGAGGUGUGGAGGCAUAGGAGCCUGUAGAAUCUACAACACCACUGCAUACAGGAUAGCAUACCUGGGUCUGACUCUGAGCCUGCGGACUAUCUCAUUCAUUAUUUGCAUCCCGGGCUUCAUUUUGCUCGGUCGACAGCUGAGGAAGGAGGAAAGAAACGCCAUCCACGGAGCUCUGGCCAACGGCGGGACAGAGUUGGAGGCACUGAGGAAGGAGGAGUUUGUGAUUUCUAAUUCUGACCAAUCACAACAAACAGUAGACAACAGCACAGCCAGGGAGACACGGCUGUGACAGAUCCAACAGAACUGACCCCCCCCCUUGUCUCCUUCUCACAAACACACAAACAAACACACACACACACACACACACAAAUACAGCCAUAGACGGUCAUAUACACCCACAGUAUGUACAGAGUGAUACUGUACACAUGCGCACACACUCAAUUGAGAUUUGCAGGGAAUCACAUGUUGUAUCCAAUCAUCUCAUAUAAAACAUAAAUUCUAUAUUUGUACUACUGGACUUGUGAAGGCUUUGUGAAUUUAACAGGAAAUUUGAUAUAACUGAAAUAUUUCUUGAAUGUACAUGCUGUUAUUUUGUUUUCUUAUUAAUAAAAGUAUAACAAUAUUUAUGGGGUUUUAAUGGUGGCACAAGAGAUCAAAUGGGAAAUGUGACUUGUGCAGACUAAUACAAACAUAGUAUAAUUCUGAAAACGAGCACUUAUAGACUGCCUCUUUAAAUUUUUCUUUCAAAUGAAGUUUUUCUUGCUGACAUCACAAGAGGAGAAGUGGCCUUAUAAACCAGAGGCACAAUACUAAAUUUAAACAAUUAACUACAAUGAAGAAAAAUUAAAAAUAAUUAAGCAUCCAAAGAGACAGGAGGUGAGGAAUUUUUUUUUCAGAAUUUAAAUAGAAAAGAUAAACAGGUUGUUGUGGAAAUAUGUCUGUGAACGUGUAUUUCAGUGACUUUUAGAAGGCUUGACAGUUGUUGAUUUGACGUAUGUGCCUCAUUCACUCAACAGUUAGCUCUAAAUCAUGUGUCUCACAUUUUAAACAGAUGUCUGAACAGACUUCUUUUGCUUUUAAUUUCAGACUAAAUGAAGUCUUUACACUCACUUAGAAAAACAAGGUUAAUUUCUGACUGACUCUUAAACUUUUGUCUUUUACUUUAAGCCCAAAGUCAAAUCUGAUUGUAUUGCAGUUUGUGUUGUGUGCUUUCUGGAUGUGAACUUGUUCCUUUGGUACACUAAAAAUAGAAAUUGUGUUUAAGUGAGAUUUGCUUACCUGUUUAGUUUAAUCUGUCUAGUGGAGGCUGCUCCAUACUUUAAUGAUUUUAAUCAGCACUAGCCCCAAUUAUCUUCUAGCCAAAUCUGGUAUUGUUAAGGAGAAAAACGUUAUAAGAUACACAGCACACUAAACUUUGUCAUGACAGAUAGUAAGGAUUAUUUUAAAUUUGCUCAGAAUAUCUCAAUGCACCUCAGCAGGCUCUGGUAUUAAAAAAAGCCAUUCUUGUAGAAACAGAUGGCUUAGGUGAAUGCUUGCUAAUGUAUCUGCCAUGUGUUGUGCCUUGAAAAGGCAGAAUUUGUACUGUUGAUAAAAGACAUACUGUCCGUUGUCCCAGUCUUUAGGCAAACGUUACCACCGUGUGAAGUAUCACCACAGGAAAUGUGCAUUUGUGUAAUUGAUGUGUAUGUCUGCAGCCAUUGCUACAUGAUGUUUCACUGGUCUUUUUGUUUUUAUUUUUUGCGUGUAUAAGCUCCUGUGCCAAAACCCACAAUAUCAGUUUUAUUUUCAUAAACAGCUUCAUCUCAUAACCAGAACCCAUUUUCUUGAAAUCUGUCAAAAUAAUUUUUAAAACAAAAAGUGACAUUAAUCGACAAGCUACUGUAUCUCAAGACAAUUGUUUUAAGGUAUUACUGUGGUCUUUGUAAAUGUAUAGCAUAUUAUCAUUUUGUAAGACUUAAUUUCCAAAAUGGAUGUACCAUUUUGUUAAUUUACACUAUGUGGUGAAUGAAUCAUCUUUUCAAUUCAGGUUUAGUUGCCAGCACAAGUGGCCACAAGUACAGACUCAGAGAGGAGCAGCAGAGAGGUGUACAUGAAUAAAGUCAUUUUCUUAAUAAUGUAAGGCAUUUCCUUGCAUUAAAGAAAUCAAAAUGUAAAUAAUUUUCUUGGAUUAUUAUUUUUUAAAUCUCAAAGAAUAUCUUAAAUGCAAUACUAAAAUAAAAAUUUUAAUACCCAAUGCAAUAAAUGCUUUGGUGUUAUUUAUUCAAAACAAGGCACGGCAUAAAGAAUUGUAGCUUUAUUAAACAAAAUGUAUUACAUACAUCCACCUAAAAGGCACUUCCAUGUGUCUUCGACAGAAAUGUUGUUUUGCAAUUUUGACUUGAAAAAUUACUUUGUAAACCCAAUAACCUAUUUAUUUAUCAUAAAAAAUGGGGAACAUUGAAGCUUCUCGUGAUUACAAUCUCAGGUCCGUUUUCACAGUGGCAAGGCUUUGUUGGAUAAUGGAAAUGAAACAAAACUUCAACCAUAAUGACUCACCACCAAUACUAGGUGAAAAACAAAUCUAUCAGCUGGAAUACAACAAAAACGUGUGCAGUGCAACUGUACAUGCAAACUAUAUUUGCACAGCCAUGCCAAGUACAGACAGAAUUUACAUACUGUUUUUAAGACCAAUGUGGGUGCAGCAGGUGUCCCUUAUACUAACAGAAAUAAAGAAGCAAACACUCAGUAUCAAAAUACAUUCAUAGCGGUCACUGAACUAGCUUUCGACAAAUCUUGCACUCUACAGUGUGCACCUGGCUAACCCCAAUGACACAAUACAUAAAACAUCCACCCUUGUUGCAUAUUUCUUUAACAUUUUAAAAGUGCUCUGUGAUCAGACCUGGGU
This is a messenger RNA of Sander lucioperca (pikeperch), 5226 nucleotides long. Its product is annotated as solute carrier organic anion transporter family member 1C1-like. Gene Ontology annotation, biological process: sodium-independent organic anion transport; transmembrane transport. Gene Ontology annotation, cellular component: membrane. The transcript has 15 exons. Gene Ontology annotation, molecular function: protein binding. The record is from RefSeq and is a predicted model, not a curated record. NCBI's taxonomy places the organism in Eukaryota, Metazoa, Chordata, Actinopteri, Perciformes, Percidae. The coding region runs from base 523 to 2631 and encodes 702 amino acids.